GUCGACGGAUCCCGAAGAAGGCCGGAAGACGUCACCGUCGCCAUUCUCACCGCCCUCGCUUUUAUUAUUCAAACCCCCCUUCCUCUCUCUCCCUACUCGUCCUCCUCACUCCACCUACCUACCGUUCGGCAUUCGCCUCCUCUCUCCCCCACCGGCCACCGGCGCAGCCUCCCCCGCUCCACUCGCCGGCGACCACCGCGCCGCUAUCCCUGCCCCUGGCUCCCGGCGCUGACGGCAUGGCGUCCCCGACCGCCGCCGCCUCCCCGAGCCGCGCCCUCGCCGCCAACACCACCGCGCCCUCGCCGGCCUCCCCGCCGCGCCGCCUCGCGUCGGCGCCGCCCGGCGUGGACGCGUCCGCGGUCUCGUCCCCGGCAUCCGCCUACUCCGGAGACCUCUCCGCGUGCGAUCCCUCGAGCCCGUUGCUCGCGAGCAGGAGCGAGGAGUACAGGCUAAUGUUCCGGCUCCCUCCCGACGAGGUUCUUGUGCAAGAUUUUAAUUGCGCACUCCAAGAAAAUAUUCUUCUUCAGGGCCAUAUGUAUUUAUUUCUACACCAUAUAUGCUUCUACUCCAACAUUUUUGGAUACGAGACAAAGAAAACUAUACCUUUGCAGGAUGUGACUGAUAUUCGCAAAGCAAAAACAGCUGCUAUUUUUCCUAAUGCCGUAGAAAUUGUUGCUGGCACAAAGAGGCAUUUUUUUGGAUCUUUCUUGGCACGUGAUGAAGCAUAUCGUAUUAUAGUAGAUGCUUGGGAACAUCAUGUCAGUGAUACUAGAUUGCUCCUUGAACGUCAGGAUGCAAAGUCAGCAAGCAGCAGUGAUGAAAAUGGUUAUGUUUUGUUGGAAGAAGGAAAAGAAUCUAAACAAGAUGAUGAUUCAUCGCCAUUGGACAGGCCUGCCAAUCAUACAGCUGCAGUGGGUGGUAGUACUGAUUAUGUUGAUUCAGACAUCAAUAUUUCUAAAAGGUUUUCAAAAGUGCCAGAGGAUCGAACUGAAGAGACUGUUGCUUCACUUGACCCAUUUAGCUCGGAGCCAUUUGAUGACGAUGCUCCUAAUGUACCUGAGUCCUAUACUUUGAUCACGGAGUCUAAGUUUCAGGUGCCUGUGGAAGUUCUCUUUGAUGUCUUAUUCUCUGAUGGUGCCUUUGGGUUUUUGGAUGAUCUCCAUAAAAAGUGUGGUGACAAAGAAUUCCGUUGUUCCAAAUGGCGUUUGGAUGAGCAAGGACUUGCAAGGGAUGUCUCAUUUUUGCACCCAAUUAAAAUUUAUCUUGGUGCAAAAUUUGGCACUUGUCAGGAGGUUCAGAAACUUCGUCUGUACAAAAACAGGCAUAUUGUGAUUCGGACAUCUCAGGAAAUCGGUGAUGCACCAUAUGGGGACCAUUUCAUUGUUGAGGGCAUCUGGGAUGUUGAACAAGAUAGCCUAGAUGGAAACAGUUGCUACCUCAGGGUAUAUAUUAAUGUCGCGUUCUCGAAGAAGACCAUAUUUAGAGGGAAAAUAGAGCAAUCAACAAAGGAUGAAUGUCGUGAAGUUUUUAGUCUCUGGAUCAAGCUUGGUCAUGAUUAUUUGAAGCAGGAUAAUAGCUCUCGGUUGAAAGACGCAGAAGCGUCCACCGCAACUAAUGCCGAUGUUCAAUCAGGGGCUACUCUGAUUAGUGAAAAUCCUUCGGAAAAUACAGUCGCAUAUAUGGCUUCUGCACCAUAUGAAUCUGGUUUGAGUACCCUCGUUCCUCCUAUUCAUCAUCAUCAACAGAGCAUAGGAAAAGGCUCUUUAGCAUCCGCUUCACAAGAAUUGUGGGGUUCACUAGUCUCAUAUAUGAGAUCCGGUCAAUCUGGUCCAGUGUUAGCAGUGAUGCUUGUGGCCAUCAUUAUCUUAAUGCAGGUAAUAGUCAUUGUGCUACUCACUAGAUCCCCCAAGGUCCUGAUGGUUAGUCAUGAGGCCUCUGGAAGCAGCUUUGGUUCUUAUAGCAAGGAGAGCUUAGAGUGGCUGCAGAAGCGAGUGAGCUUACUAGGUGAGGAGAUGCAGAUGGCGGAGGCGCACAUGGAGAAGAUGCGGCAUGAGUUUGCCUGGCUCAAGUCUCACCUUGAAAGACUGGAGAAGCUGAGGAGCCGCUCAUGACUGGCAAAUUCAACUAGCCUCCGGACUGGGUGAUUAUGGACGUGUCACGUGGUUACAUGCAACCAAGAGGUGUGAUGUUUCUGUUCUGUGUUGUAGAUCGUAUAGCUACGAGAGUAUAAAGAUGAGGAUUGUAGAAACACUGCCGUAAGGCGGAAUCCUGGUAUAGCAUUGAUGCGGUGUAUAUAUCUGGACUGCGCCCCACUGUGCCUGAGCCCAGGUGGUGUAUAUUUAUUAGACGUUACAGCAGGAUGGCGGUGGUGUUACAAGGAACACCCGUUGGCAGAAAAUAUUCAAUUUUCUCAUUUUCUGA
Brachypodium distachyon (stiff brome) is the source of this 2421-nucleotide messenger RNA. Its product is annotated as protein VASCULAR ASSOCIATED DEATH 1, chloroplastic. Gene Ontology annotation, biological process: negative regulation of programmed cell death. The coding region runs from base 237 to 2111 and encodes 624 amino acids. The transcript has 18 exons. NCBI's taxonomy places the organism in Eukaryota, Viridiplantae, Streptophyta, Magnoliopsida, Poales, Poaceae. The record is from RefSeq and is a predicted model, not a curated record.